AGAACAAUGUUACGUUCAUCGUUAAAUCUUAUUAAAAAUUUCAACAAAAUUGAAGCAACUUCAUUUUACCAUCAAAACGUAUUAGAUCAUUAUAAAAACCCAAAAAAUGUUGGCUCUUUGGACAAAAAUGACCCUACAAUAGGCACCGGAUUGGUAGGUGCCCCUGCUUGCGGGGAUGUUAUGAAAUUGCAGAUAAAGGUUGAUGAGAAUGGAAAAAUUGUCGAUGCCAAAUUCAAAACUUUUGGUUGUGGAUCAGCAAUUGCAAGUUCUUCUCUGGCUACCGAAAUGAUAAAGGGACAACAUUUGGAUUUUGCUGCAAAAAUAAAGAAUCAACAAAUUGCUAAAGAACUUUCUCUUCCACCUGUCAAAUUACAUUGCAGCAUGUUGGCGGCGGAUGCUAUAUCAGCUGCCGUUAAUGAUUACAAAAAGAAACAAGAAGCGAUUAAAAAAUGA
Meloidogyne enterolobii is the source of this 453-nucleotide messenger RNA. The record is from the annotation of a GenBank genome assembly. Lineage: Eukaryota; Metazoa; Nematoda; Chromadorea; Rhabditida; Meloidogynidae.